AUGAACGAUCUUGUUUGCAAGUUCUGUGGCUGUUACGAGGCUGCAACAAGACAGAAAACAAGUGGUCAGAGCGAGGGUGAUGUGGUUAAAAUGGCACACCAGAUCUUUUACAACGAUCAUAAGAUUAAGUUUAAUCUUCACCAUGCUUGGGAGGAGCUAAAAAAUGACCAGAAAUGGAUAUCCGUUGCGACUGCUAAGCUUGAUGGACGACAAUCAUCAAGCGCUAAGAAGAGAAGGUUUGAGGAUGUUGGGCAAGAGGCAAGCUCGCAAGCAACCACGAAUGGUGAUCACCCUGCCAAACGUCAUGUUGGUGUGAAGGCAGCGAAAGAAGGAGGUGGUAAGAGACCUAUGGGUGAUCAACUGAGUGCCUCAGAAUUCCAGGGAAUGUGGUCUCUCAAAGAGAAAGACUUGGCGGCUAAAGAGAGGCUUAAAAAGAUGGGUCUGCUGGAGAGUCUCAUUGCAAAGAAAGAGCCCUUGUCUCAGUUUGAGGAAGCACUGAGGGAUAAGCUAAUUACAGAGAUGUUGGGUUAA
Messenger RNA from Brassica napus (rape), 531 nucleotides. RefSeq names its product glutathione S-transferase T2-like. The transcript has a single exon. Bases 1 to 531 code for a protein of 176 amino acids. Lineage: Eukaryota; Viridiplantae; Streptophyta; Magnoliopsida; Brassicales; Brassicaceae. The record is from RefSeq and is a predicted model, not a curated record.